AACAAAACGGCAACCAAAGAAGAUAUGCAACCCAUUUUCUUGAAAGAUGUGGUAGAGGGCGCACACCGGGUUAUGUGGCCAUACCCUCCUUGCCCAUCGGUCGGUCGUCCAAAUCAUGUUCUAGAUCGCUAGCCAGCUUAAAAACUAACACUUAGGGGGAACCCAGUUCUUCCAGAUGAUCCACUCCAGGUCAGUAUGUAUGGACCCCCAAAAAUUGUGCUUGGUGUGCUGAUCUCGUCGACUACUAGUUGUUUCUAGAAAGCUUCCAAGAUAUACUGUCAGGUUGAUGUUCCAAAUCCUAUUAUUAUUGCAUAAGGCUUCUUGUAAUGAUCUAUUUUUUCUUAGAAAUAUGGAAGAUAUUUGAGGUGAUGUCUCUUGGUCCUAUUCCUUGCAUCCACGCACUAUCACAUAAUGAAACACGCCUGCCAUCCCCCACCGUCAAGGUAGUCACUGAUGCGAAUAACAGUUUAUCAUUUUUUGUGCAAGGCGAGUCGAUACCAAGGCUGAGACUAACAGUGGCUGUCCAAUCUUGCCAUAACCACCUUAGAGUGCACUGCUUGUGCAAAAGAAUGCGGGGAGGAUGCUCAAACCUCCUAGGGCUUUUGGUGCUGAACGGGGGUCCAGUUCACUUUGCAUUUCCCUCCUGUGACUCUCUCCAUUCCGGUCCAAGGACUAGCAUAAAAAACCUUCGGCUGGCCGCAACGGGCAUCCUCCAUUGGGCUCCCAACAUGCACUAAGCGAUAUAUUCUGCUGGGCCUUGGUGGGCAUUUGCUGAAUGGAAUAUGUACCGUAUCAUUGAAGUCCGUACAUCGCCCCAAUAUAAAUAUAUAUGUGAUCACUUCUAUCUGAAUUGCAAGUUAUUUUCCAUUCCAGUCAAUUUCUCUACUAGGAUUAGCUUUGAACAUUUUUUUCACUAUAUAUAUGGAGGAGGACAGGGGGGUGACCGUGCUUUCAAGCCGCAUAGAACGGUGGCAGCUGAGGCGCGGCGAUCACAUCUAUGCCUGGCGGACAGGCUACUCCCAUCAUGGAAUCUACGAAAGCGACGAGAAGGUGAUCCACUUCACUAGCGCUUCAGCGCAGUCCUCCGGCUUCUUCAGCAGCUCUUCAUCUGCAGCCUUCUCUUCUCACAGCAAGUGCCGUGAAGCUAUGCGUGGAGGCGGUGUCGUGGUCUGCUGCCUCGACUGCUUCCUGGAAGGGGACAAUCUCUGCCUCUUCGCCUACUCAGUGUCCAUGGCAUUCGCUGCACUGAGCAAUAUCGGUGCUCAAGACACCUGCUCCGUGGUAGACGAAGACCCACCCGACACGGUCUUGCGCCGCGCCAACGACUUCCUCGACUACGGCGGCUUCCGCAGCUACAACGUUGCAGGCAAUAACUGCUUCCACUUUGCCUACUACUGCAAGACAGGACGCGAAUAUCUCUCACCAGUGCGGAUGAUUGCUGACCCCUCGCAGGAACACCAACGUUCCCCGGCAUGUACAAUCCUUUAGAGCUCCUUUGGAUGGUUGGGUAGUACCCACUAGAGAUGAUUUUACCCGAUAUCAAUUUAGGAGCUCUAAAGUUAGAAAAAUCACGAAAAAACAGAUGAUUGUGAAAUGUUGCUGCAAUCCACAAAAUUAGUGGCAAAAAUAAACUUUAUUCAGUAUAA
Messenger RNA from Zea mays, 1646 nucleotides. RefSeq lists its product as uncharacterized. The record is from RefSeq and is a predicted model, not a curated record. The coding region runs from base 922 to 1488 and encodes 188 amino acids. Lineage: Eukaryota; Viridiplantae; Streptophyta; Magnoliopsida; Poales; Poaceae. The transcript has 5 exons.